Pistacia vera is the source of this 1041-nucleotide messenger RNA. Its product is annotated as ras-related protein RABA4d. The coding region runs from base 248 to 919 and encodes 223 amino acids. The transcript has 2 exons. The record is from RefSeq and is a predicted model, not a curated record. Gene Ontology annotation, molecular function: GTP binding; GTPase activity. Lineage: Eukaryota; Viridiplantae; Streptophyta; Magnoliopsida; Sapindales; Anacardiaceae. Gene Ontology annotation, cellular component: endosome.
AAUACACCAAAACAUUAGCAAUGCUAAGCAAAGUAGCAAACCGUUAAUGCCCCCCGCAUUGACCGUUGGUCUCAUAUUUCCCUCUUCACAGAAAACAAUUUCCAAUCUCAUUUGAUCGUUAUUUGAGCUUCAGAUCUUGUUCAACGAUGUAUGUCUACACAUGAUUGAUCUUACGAAAUUGUGUUGUUUUUCAGGUCCAUAUUUGUGGGUUUGAGAGGAGAUUUGAUAUUGUUUGUGGUAAUUGACAAUGUCAAAUUUGUAUGGAGAUUACAAUCAAAAGAUUGAUUAUGUGUUCAAAGUGGUAUUGAUUGGUGACUCCGCCGUGGGAAAAUCUCAGCUCCUCGCACGUUUCGCUAGAAAUGAAUUUAGCGUCGAUUCUAAAGCAACAAUUGGUGUCGAAUUUCAGACCAAAACGCUUGCUAUUGAUCACAAAACGGUUAAAGCACAGAUUUGGGACACUGCUGGCCAGGAAAGGUACAGGGCAGUGACAAGUGCAUAUUACCGAGGAGCAGUUGGGGCAAUGUUAGUUUAUGACGUGACCAAGCGUCAGUCAUUUGACCACAUGGCAAGGUGGCUGGAAGAACUGAGGGGGCAUGCUGAUAAGAAUAUCGUGAUUAUGCUCAUCGGCAACAAGUGUGACUUGGGAAGUCUUCGAGCAGUGCCAAUAGAGGAUGCGCAAGAAUUCGCUCAAAGAGAAAACCUUUUCUUUAUGGAGACGUCAGCUCUGGAAGCAACAAACGUUGAAACAGCAUUUUUAACAGUGCUAACAGAAAUAUACAGGAUAAUUAGCAAGAAGUCCCUAACGGCAAAUGAAGAUGAAUCUGGAGGAAACUUGGGGCUUCUGAAGGGAACUAGGAUUAUUGUUCCUAGCCAGGAGCAGAAUUCUGCAGGGAAGAGUGGGUGUUGCUUGUCCUUAUAAUUUUGAACAUGCAUUUUUUUUUUGUUGUUUUAUUUUAAUUUUUGGAACGAUGAUGUUAAUUUAGGGUUUGAUUGUUUUCAACAGAAACAGAAUCUUAUAUCAUGUAGAAAAGAAGUGUACGA